UGAAGGAGAGCUCUUCUGCUAAAAGUCGUAACUUGCCGCAGAAGGUUCUCUGUGCUUAAAAAAUACCAAAAGAGAAGAAGAAGAAUAGAGGAAACAUUUAUCCUGCUACAAAGCCUAGAUUCUUGAAAUUAGGAUUUUUCUUCAAGGGAGUUCACGCUCUUCUAUCUGGACACGUAAUCGACUUUCUUCUCCUGGUUUUUAUUAACUUGGCCAGUCGUUGAAGUACUCCGUUGUCUGGGAUUCCCUUUUAUUUUCUUUUUAAUUUUCCCAGUUGGAUUCGUAGUUGGUUGGCGACUUGGCGUGUCAGUUCGAGAAAUUUCCUUGCUUGGCUUUUCCUGUUCGUUCAUGGGUUCUCGAUUGGGUUGCUCACGCAGGUUUAGGAGGUGAUUGAUCCGGGUUAUGUGAGGAACGGUGGUUGGGGGUGAGGUAUUAGGGUUACAUUGAUCAUAUCUUUGGUGGGUAUUUGGGUAAUUUGGGUUUUGUUGAAGGUUUCUGCCAUGGGUUUGUGACAAUUAGGGUUUUUGUGCAUACUCAUGGUCUUGGUUGGUCAGGUUUUCGCCAAAUUUGGGGUUUUUAUGUUAGUGGUGGAUUUUCUGUCUGUGGUGAAGUGAUUCGUGUUUAUGCAUCGCUGAAUUGAAUUGAUUGUGGUAUUGUUUGAUUCUUAACUGGUAAUUUCAUUGGUGUGGUUUGAGGAUUGUGGAGGGGGUCGCUUGGGUGUGGCUAUUGGAGAGUGAGAGCAAGAUUGAAAAAUUUUAGAAUUGAUUGUUUUUUAAUUGGUUACUGUGGUGGAGAUUUUGAUCUAGGGAUAAGAUGAGUUCGAGUGUUACAGAGGAUUUCGCCUCUGGACGGAAGCUACUCGUUCAUAUUGCGGAGAACGGACACACUUUCGAGCUUGACUGUGAUGAAUCGACGCCGGUUGAGGCAGUUCAGCGAUACAUAGAAGGCGUAGCAGGUAUUCACUUAAAUGAUCAGCUUCUGCUCUGUCUGGACAUGAAGCUUGAAUCUCAACGGCCCUUGUCGGCAUACAAACUCCCUUGCGAGGAUCGUGAGGUCUUCCUCUACAACCGAGCAAGACUGUUAACGGAUUCACCACCUCCUCCAUCAGAGCAGGUUGAUAUCCCGGAGAUUGUUGACCCGCCAUUGCCAUCGGCUUCGCAAGACCUACACCCUCUGGAUGAUGCUACAGACCCUGCAGUCAAAGCUUUGCCUUCUUACGAGCGGCAAUUCAGAUACCAUUACCAACGUGGGCAUGCUAUUUAUACUUGUACCCAGGUGAAAUUUGAGAUUUGUGAGAGGCUUCUGAGAGAGCAGAAAGUGCAAGAGAGGGCUAUGGAGACUGCCACUGGAAGCAUGGAACAUUACUAUAGGAUGAUACACCAAAUGUAUGCCGACUUCAUGAAGUGUUACCUGCAACAGCAUCGGUAUCAUUCGGACCUUUUGAUGACUUUUGGGAGGGAUAUAGAGAAACUGCGGUCCUGCAAGCUUCACCCAGCUCUGCAGACAGAAACCCGCAAAUGCCUUCUUGAUUUUGUUAAGGAAGAAAACUUACGGAAAUUGGUAGAGAAUUGUAACAGCUCUCACAGGCAAUUUGAGGCAAAGGUUUCACAACUUAAGCAGAUGUUUAAUGAAUUGAAGCGGCGGGUUGAAGAUUUGUUUUCUAGCAAGGCUUCUUCAGCAAUUAGGGACUUAGAAUUGAUAGUCAAAGACCACCAGAGAUAUCCCCAUGAGCAAAAGAGUAUAAUGCAGUCUCUGAGCAAAGAUGUCAACACUGUAAAGAAGUUGGUGGAUGAUUGUCUGAGCUGCCAAUUGUCUGCUUCACUCCGCCCUCAUGAUGCAGUUUCAGCCCUUGGCCCCAUGUAUGAUGGUCAUGACAAGCAUCACCUACCCAAGAUGCUGUCUUGUGAUCGAUCAAUUUCCAAGCUGCUUAAUAUCUGUAAAGAUAAGAAGAAUGAAAUGAACCACUUUGUGCAUAGUUUCAUGCAAAAGGUUGCAUAUGUUCAAUUCUUCAUUAGAGACAUUCGGCUACAGUUUCCAGCUUUUAAAGAGGCAAUGGUGCGCCAAGAUGAUCUCUUUGAAGAUAUAAAAUUGGUCCGUGGAAUUGGUCCUGCAUACAGAGCUUGCCUUGCAGAAGUAGUAAGAAGGAAGGCUUCAAUGAAGUUGUACAUGGGCAUGGCUGGACAAUUGGCAGAAAGGCUUGCAACAAAGAGGGAAGUUGAGGUCAGAAGACGGGAGCAGUUCUUGAAAGCACAGAGCGUUUAUAUUCCUCGUGAUAUAUUAGUAUCUAUGGGAUUAUUUGAUACUCCCAAUCAAUGUGAUGUUAAUAUUGCUCCUUUUGACUCUAAUUUGAUAGAUGUUGAUAUUGCUGAUCUUGAUCGUUAUGCCCCCGAUUAUUUGGUAAACAUUCAUCUUAAAGGUGAGAAACAAGGAUCAUCAAAAGGGUCAUUUUCCAUAUCAAAUGACAGUUCUCAGUUGGCUGAAGCAGAAGAUGAUUCUGUGGAACUCUCUGAGAAAUAUGACUCUGAAGAGUUACUUGAAGGUUGUGAUUCAGUAGAGAUUGCUGGAACAAGCAAGAUGGAGGUAGAGAAUGCAAGGCUAAAAGCUGAACUUGCUUCUGCAAUAGCAGUAAUUUGUUCAUUCAGUCCUGAACUUGAGUAUGAGUCACUAGAUGAUAGUAAGCUGGAUAGUUUACUGAAGAAUGCAGCAGAGAAGACAGCUGAAGCUCUACAUCUGAAAGAUGAAUAUGGAAAACAUCUUCAGUCUAUGCUAAAGAUGAAACAGAUGCAAUGUCUGUCAUACGAGAAACGCAUUAAAGAGCUGGAGCAGAGAUUAUCUGAACAGUAUUUGCAAGAACACAAGCUUUCAGGUGGUAAGGAUGUUUCUGAGUUUGUCCAUUCAGCUGUUAAAACUGAUGAGUGCAAGUCAGAAAUAUCAGGAGAUGUGGAAGCUCACAUGCCUUACAUCUCUACUGAACCCAUGGAUGAGCUUUCCAGCACAUCUGCUUCAUUGGAUGCAAAACUAGGACAGUUUUCCAGUCAGCCAGGCAAAGCUCGAGAAGGGGUGGAUGAAAAUAUGUCAGAUUCCUCUGGAAUGAUAAAUCAGCAGUUGGAUUCAUCAAUGCUGGAACCACAUCGGGAUGAGCUGCAAGUGGGUGAUAAAUCCAGGCAAGAGAAGAUGGCAGAACAAUUGGGUUUGGCUUUAUCUAAUAGCUCCACUGCUGAGACCACGUUAGAGCCUCAGAACAUGUUACAUUGUGAAACUGGAGGAGUGGAUACAGAUUCUAAACUUAAGGAUGAUUUUGUCUUGGAACUGCAAAGUGCACUUGCAGACAAGUCUAACCAGCUGAGUGAAACUGAAACCAAGCUCAAAGAUGCAAUGGAGGAUGUUGACAACCUCAGGAGAGAGUUGGAAAUGAGCCGGAAACUCCUUGAUGAAUCUCAGAUGAAUUGUGCUCACUUGGAGAAUUGCCUGCAUGAAGCAAGAGAGGAAGCACAUACACAUCUCUGUGCUGCUGAUAGAAGGGCCUCAGAAUAUAGUGCUCUUCGGGCCUCAGCUGUCAAAAUGCGCAGCCUUUUUGAGCGACUACGUAGUUGCGUCACUGCCUCAGGUGGAGUGGCAAAUUUUGCUGAUUCCUUGCGUGCUUUGGCUCUUUCUUUGGCCAACUCCAUUAAUGACAAUGAGGAUGAUGGUUCUGUGGAGUUUCGGAACUGUGUCCGAGUUCUUGCAGACAAAGUUGGUUUUCUGUCUCGGCACCGUGCAGAGCUUCUAGAGAGAUGCUCAAGGGCUGAAGCUGCACAUGGGCUCCUAGCGAAGGAGUUGGAAGAAAAGAAAGACUUGGUCAAAAGCCUAUAUGCGAAGCAUCAACUCGAGAAACAGGCCAACAAGGAGAAGAUAUCAUUUGGUCGUUUAGAAGUCCAUGAGAUUGCUGCAUUUGUCCUCAAUGACAAUGGGCAUUACGAGGCAAUUAAUCGGUACUGUUCUAACUACUAUCUCUCGGCAGAAUCUGUGGCCUUGUUUGCGGGGCACCUCCCAAACAAACCCGGUUACAUAAUUGGGCAGAUUGUACAUAUAGAACGGCAAAUGGUGAGGCCACCACCUGUUCGGUCUGAGCAUGCUGGCAAUCAAAUAGAUAACCUGAAUUCCGAUACGGGGGCUCAUCGGUUGACAACUCUGGGGACUGUGUCUACAGCAAACCCAUACGGGCUCCCUAUUGGCUGUGAAUACUCCAUAGUGACAGUAGCUAUGUUACCUGACACCACUAUUCAUUCAUCACCUCCUUCCUGAUCUUGCUGCGGGCAGACAGACAUGAUGGAAGAAACCAAGUGUACAUAUCGUAUAUAUCGUGGUAAAGAUAGACUCUUGUUUUGAUGAUCGGAGUGGAGGUUGAAUUCAAUCCUUUUCUGUACAGCUGAUCAAUCUGGUCUUCAAGUUUCUCUAUUUCCCUGUAUAUAAUAAGCUACUCUUCAUCUAACUAGAAAAUUGUAAAUAUAUCUUCAGUCCUUUAAGCUUUUAACUUAUUGAUCUUUUAUGCUUA
Molecule: messenger RNA, 4531 nt
Organism: Nelumbo nucifera (sacred lotus)
Lineage: Eukaryota; Viridiplantae; Streptophyta; Magnoliopsida; Proteales; Nelumbonaceae
Product: autophagy-like protein
Biological process (GO): autophagy of peroxisome; ribophagy; piecemeal microautophagy of the nucleus
Cellular component (GO): phagophore assembly site membrane; Atg1/ULK1 kinase complex
Molecular function (GO): protein kinase binding; molecular adaptor activity
Source: RefSeq, a predicted model, not a curated record